UCCUGCUCCCAGCACUGCAAGUCUGCCUACAGGGAGAUGUACUGGGACCCUGAGGUCAGUGUAUAUAGCUCCAUGUGCACAUGCCAGUGCAGGGGUGUGUAUAGAGACUGCACUCCUCACUGAGCCCUGGACCUAUAACUUACUAUAGAAGAAGAGGAAAAUGCCCCUUGAUGUGUAAUGUGAGCUGCAUCCCCCCUGACAUGGCUGCAGGACAGAGCCUUGUGUUUGGAAAGAAAAUAUUCUCAAGCUUGAUCUUCUCUCUGAUGCCUGCUCAUCUCAAGGAGCCUCAGCACAAGGAAACAUCCAAACAAGGAGCUGGAGAUUCAUCCACUGCCUCCUCUGCAGCUCAUCUGACCUGAUAAACAUGGAAGAGGGACAUAAUACAAGAGAUUGGCCUAAAACUGCACACCAGAGCCCUUACAUGCUCUUCCUACUGGUUCUGGUCUUCUUCAUCACAGGACUUCUAGGUUUUCUGAUAUGUCAUAUCCUUAAGAAGAAAGGUUACCGAUGUCGGACAUCACCUGAGGAAGACUACGAGACAAAGGAUGAGGAAAAAAUUAACCAAGACAUUACUGAAGAGAUGUCCAACGAAGAUACAGUAGAACGUAUAGUCAAGUGUAUUAUUCAGAAUGAAGCAAAUGCAGAGGCCCUCAAGCAGAUGUUGGGGGACAAUGAAGGAGAGGUUCAGAUUGCUCCUGGUUUAUGCCCACACCGUGAAAGCCGGGAUACAGGACCUCCUCACCACCACACGGUGCACCUUGGAUCAACACAAGCCCCCUGUAUCCAUUGUACCCGCAAGAAGAGAAGCCUACUACAUCGUAUGGGGCGGUCAAAGGAUAGCAAAGGAAAGUUACAUCCAGGAGAGGUCACAGUAUUCUCUGUUGGAAGAUUUAGGGUUACUCACAUUGGAAAGAAAUCCAGUAUUCAAGGUUCCCAGGAUGACGCAAACAUCUCCAGUGAUCCCGUUUCUUUUGACAAAGAUACAGACAACCAGAUGGAAACAAAAGUUAAAAAUGGUCUCAGCAGACAACUUUUUGAGACACAUGGGAUCUCGCAAAAUGGACCAGAAUUAGAGGGAUUGCCUAAAUCUGAGGUCAAAGAUACUGUUGUCAGCAUCAGUGGACCUAAGCAUGUAGAGGAGAAGACUGAAAUAAGUGUAUCCAAGAGCAGAAGAUCCAAAGACAGAAGAAGUAGUGCUCCAGAACAGACAUCUACUCAACGAGAAAGAACAGACAUGCUUCAAUUAGGAGGACAUCACUAACAAAAAGGAAUAAGCCCAGAACAUUCAGAAAAGCAGCAACUUUUCACCCUGAGACGACUGGCACGUUAAAUGAUAGAGAAGAGACAAGGUCUUGUGUGUCCCUGGAGCAUGAAAUAAUGAAGAAGGCGGAGGACAUCACGGGCAGCUAGAAACGCUGCAGAGGAUUACUUUGCAAAACACAAGUCAGAUUUUUCAAUUCCGUUAUGCAAAGGGAAAAAUUUGAAAUGGACAUAUAAAGCAUUAGAGCUUUGCAUUUUACUAAAGGGAUUGAUCACUAUUUUUUGUGGUUCUAUAUCCUGAUGGUAUAUAUUGCUAUGUAGUCCACUGUUGUUACUUAUAAUAAAGCUAAGUGUCUGUGUGUCACCAGUAUCCUAACCACAACAGUCUGCUAGUGGUGUCACAACGUUAGUACAUAGCAAGGAGUUGACUGAGACAAGAAUACUGAGAGACAUUACAAGAGGUAAUCAUAAAUGCCUUGUGCAUCCAAUUUAAAGGAACCAUUCAGGCGCUUCAUGCUGCCCGAACUAGUAUGAUUGUGUAUUUGUGUUUAGGAAAAGACUUGUCAAUCAAGCUGAGUCUGACGGGAAGAAGCCAUUGACUCUUCGCCCCGUUCCUGGCUCAUUUUUAAACUAUGGGGGUCAUGUAUUAUUAUAUAUACGCCAAUUCGGUCGUAAAGGGGAUUUGCAGACUAAUCUGUGACUUUUCCCCUCUCACGUCAGGUCUAAAAAGAGGGUGGCUAGGGAAGGAGGCGGGUCAGCUGGCUCAUCUCAUUUUAGGCGUAGAAAAAGAUCAAAAUCUAUGCCACCAAUGGAGAUGGCAUAGAUUUAAGCCAACGGUGGAUAAGUUAGGUAAAGGCCAACGCCUCUACAUAAUUUAGGCACAUCAUGCGCCAGUGCAAGAGGUAUUGCCUUGCAGGCAGUGUUCAAUUUCCUUGCAGGGCCCAUAGAGAGGAAAUGAAGCAUCACACCGUUUUUGUAGAAAUCAGUGAGCUGUCUGUGGAACACUUGAGCAAGACAGGUUCUCCAAAGAGAGAGAGAACCCAUUUAUAGGUACUCUCUGCUCUGGCUAACACAUCAGGGUCCUAAAUAAGAUACAAAAUUACAGAAAAUAAUGCACUAAAACAAUAGAUGCAAACAUAAGAUAUGGACCAAGGCUCACUCUGAGACUCUCAGCCAAUACCAAUAUAUUUUGAUCAAAACACAUCUGUGCCCGCCUACCAUUGCCAAGGUGGUCUCAGUCAGGCAGGUCCUACU
Messenger RNA from Bufo gargarizans (Asiatic toad), 2514 nucleotides. RefSeq names its product RELT like 2 (gene RELL2). The transcript has 7 exons. Lineage: Eukaryota; Metazoa; Chordata; Amphibia; Anura; Bufonidae. The record is from RefSeq and is a predicted model, not a curated record. Gene Ontology annotation, biological process: positive regulation of p38MAPK cascade; positive regulation of cell-substrate adhesion. The coding region runs from base 365 to 1261 and encodes 298 amino acids.